AUGACAACUGAAGUUGGCUCAGAGACUGAAGUAAAGAAAGAUUCUGAGCAGCUGGGACCAGACAAAGCCAAGGACAAGCCUGAAGAAGCAUCAGAUACUCCAGAAAAUCAAAAAUCCAGGGAAACAUGCUCUGAAGAAGCUCAAGACUCUUCUGUCCCAGCACCAACUAGCCAAAGUAGUCCAAGUAACCAGAAGAAGGAAAAAGCUGAAAGCAAGGGUAUUUCUCGUUUCCUGCCCCCCUGGCUUAAGAAACAAAAAUCAUAUACCUUGGCAGAGCCCAAAGAUGAGCCUAAGAAAAGGGCCACAGAAGAAGAACAAGUAGUUGAAGAAAGUGAAAGUCAGACACCAGAGGGGUUGGCUCAAUCAAGAAAGAGUUUGGAAGAAGCAGCUGAAAACCGGCAUAAUGCUAAAGCAGACGACAAAGAAAAACACUCUGUUAGUAGUGCUGAAACACAGCCUGCCAAAGAAGAUGGGAAAGAAACGGAAGUAGAGAAAGUUGCAGAGCAAAAGGAAGAAAAACAAGAAGAAAAAGAAAAGGAGACAAAAGAAGUGCAGACAGCUGAAAUUAAAAUGGAUAACAUUCCUCAGAAAUCUCCCAAGAAAGUAAAAACUGUGCAGUGUAAAGUGAUGCUUCUGGAUGGCACAGAAUACAGCUGUGACCUGGAGAAAAGAGCAAAAGGACAAGUGCUGUUUGAUAAAGUAUGUGAACAUCUCAAUUUACUGGAAAAGGACUAUUUUGGGCUGUCGUUUUAUGAGAAUUCAGAACAGAAGAACUGGCUAGAUUCUUCGAAGGAAAUUAAGAGACAAAUUCGAAGUUUACCUUGGAUAUUCACCUUUAAUGUGAAGUUUUAUCCCCCUGAUCCUUCACAGUUGACUGAAGACAUCACUAGGUAUUUCUUGUGCCUACAGCUUCGUCAGGAUAUUGUAUCUGGUCGACUGCCCUGUUCUUUUGUGACUCAUGCCCUCCUUGGGUCAUACACACUGCAGGCUGAGCUGGGGGAUCAUGACCCAGAGGAACACCGCAGUGAUUAUAUCAGUGAAUUCCAAUUUGCACCCAAUCAAACUCAAGAAAUGGAAGAGAAAGUGGCUGACCUACACAAAAACCACAGGGGCUUGACUCCAGCACAGGCGGAUUUCCAGUUCCUAGAAAAUGCUAAGAGACUCUCCAUGUACGGAGUGGAUUUGCAUCAUGCUAAGGAUUCUGAAGGUGUGGAUAUCAUGCUGGGGGUAUGUGCUAACGGACUGCUGAUUUACAAGGACAGACUCCGGAUCAACCGCUUCGCUUGGCCAAAAAUUCUGAAGAUUUCUUACAAGCGAAGUAAUUUCUACAUCAAAGUCAGGCCAGCAGAACUGGAACAGUUUGAGAGCACUAUUGGGUUCAAACUGCCAAACCAUCGGGCUGCUAAAAGGUUAUGGAAGGUUUGUGUGGAGCACCAUGCUUUCUUCAG
Acanthisitta chloris (rifleman) is the source of this 1448-nucleotide messenger RNA. RefSeq names its product band 4.1-like protein 2. NCBI's taxonomy places the organism in Eukaryota, Metazoa, Chordata, Aves, Passeriformes, Acanthisittidae. Gene Ontology annotation, molecular function: cytoskeletal protein binding. The annotation marks the transcript as partial. The record is from RefSeq and is a predicted model, not a curated record. Gene Ontology annotation, cellular component: plasma membrane; cytoskeleton. The transcript has 9 exons.